This is a messenger RNA of Malus domestica (apple), 2211 nucleotides long. The record is from RefSeq and is a predicted model, not a curated record. Lineage: Eukaryota; Viridiplantae; Streptophyta; Magnoliopsida; Rosales; Rosaceae.
UUUCAAAUUCUAGCCGUUUGAGAGCUCUCCCUCUUUCAAGUCUUCACCUCGAGCCCAGAGCCUCACCUCCCUCAUUUCUCUCUCCCUUCUUCCAAGCAAACCCUAAAACCGCAGCUCCUCUCUUCACAUUUUCUCAAACCCUAACCUCCGUUUCUGCAAACCAAACCUUAAUCUUCCAUCAUCAACCCAUCAGACCUCGCAGCCAUGGAUUUAGUGCAUCACCAGAAGGGUAGCAGCACCGAUCUUGGUGCCGAUGCAUUCAGAGGGACCUGAGACAUGUAAAAAAACGACGAUGGAAGCACUGGCACAGACCCAAAUCGCAUCUCAAGGAAAGGAAACCGCCACGGAGUUGUCUACGUUCUAGAUCCGUCAUUUAAAGGUAUAACCCACUGAGCUCCCCUUUUUCGUUCCUGUUCAGUAAGAUCAGCAGUUCGAAAAAUCCAUUUAAAAAUUCAUGCAUGUUCAUUUUGGAUCUGAAGAGCAAGGACACUGGAAAUCGCAGAUCCAUAAUUUUUGAAAGGCUGAAAUUAUUUUCUGCUGCAAUCCAUGGCUAAUACAUCGGCGAACACCAUUAGCUUGAAAGGCUUGGUGGACAAGGAGCGCAACCGAAUUAUGUUCAUAGAGUCAGAAAAUGAUUUUAUUGAUGUUGUCUUGAGUUUCUUGACAAUCCCCAUGGGAACAAUUAUCAGGCUGGCACCAAAUCAAUCAGUACCUUUAGAAAUAGGUUGUAUGAAAAAUUUGUAUGCGAGUGUUGAGAAUAUGGAUGUAAAGCAUUUCUGGUCUAAAGCAUGUAGAGACAUGUUGUUAUGUCCCCCGAAUGGGGCCGAAGUUCAUUGCAAGAACCUCAAACUGAAGAUUGACCGUGGUCAACCCACACAGUACUUUAUCUGCCAAAGAAGUGAAUGUAUAACUUAUAGCAGCGAUGUUCUUAGCUGUGAUUGUUGUGGAGGAAUGAUGUAUGGAGAGAGAGAACUUUCAGCGUUUCAAGACAGAGGCAUCUUUGUGAAAGGACCAGCCAGACUUAUAAUUAGUGAUGAUUUACAAUUGAUGCCUCCUUUUACUGCGGAAAGCCUUUCUAUAUUUUCAGAGCUUGGAGUCAUGAAUGGUAAUACUACUGAGGAGGUGACUUUCAAUGUCGGAUCUGAUGAGGUAACUGAAGUAUUGACAUGUCUUGUGUCUUCUGCUUUUAUGUUUUGAAAUUGCUUGUGUGCUCAUUAGUAUCAAAGACACCGCUGACAGAAACUCUGCUAAAGAAUAAACGAAUACGGAAAUUGAGCAAGAAAAUCAAGUAGCAGAUUUUGAACCUGAAAUUGUAGAAGGCACAAAGAAUACAAACGGAAACAUUUCUGUCAAGCUUAUAGUGAGCAAAUCUAAGAAGAUGGUUUGUUAUGCAGAAGUCGGGGAGGAUUUUGUGAAUUUACUCCUCGGUUUCCUAACUAUUCCACUGGGUUUCAUCGUAAACAAAAUGCGUGAUUGCUCAUUAAAAGGAUGCAUUAGUCAGUUGUUCAAGAGUGUCCAAGAUCUUGACAAUCGCUACAUGAAGUCAAACUACCACAAAGAAAUACUACUCAGCCCCAAGCUUGCCCCCGGUGUUUGCCAUGACAACCAUCUCUUAGGAACUGAGGAGGCCACAUUUUAUUAUGCAAGUAACCGUGGCUUGCUGUCUACUGAUAAAACUCUUCUCGCUUCUCGUAUUUCAGCUGGGUUUUCGUCUUUUGGAGGAAGUGUUUUCGGAACAAGUGAUGUUGAAAGUUCUAUCAAGUCAAUGAAAGUCAUGGGUCCCAAAUCCUACCAAGAUCAAGAAAAAGGAGUUCAAGGCCAAGGAUUUUUAGAACCGGCGAUGUUCACAGUAACUGACGAUUUGAUCAUAAGACCUAUAUCUCUAAUCUUUGGCCUGUCUCUCCUGAAUGAAUUGAAGGUGCCUUCGACUGACAUUGAAGUGAAAAUCGUGCAUGUGGGAAAAGAGGAGGCUUUGCGUCUUUUGGUGGCUUCUUUUGUUUGUGACUCUGCGCUAACCAACGUCUUCAUUAGGGAGCCAAAGCAGAACAAAAGGCCAAAGCAGAACAAAAGGCCAAAGCAAGAACAAAGUUGAAAGCAUGAUUAUAAACAUGAUACAAACUCAAACUCUAAUGUGUAUUUUUGUGUGAGAAUACUUGUUACAUAUGUGAUCGAUCUGCAAUCUCCUUAAGUGUGUGGGUUUGCCGAAGAUAA